AUGGAUGGGCCAGAAAAGCCCCCGGGCGCAAGCUCUUACGAAAUGCAACUAGACACUGAAAGCGCUAGGACGAUCACGGGCGACGAAACUCCCCGCAUGGAGACCCCCAGUCCCAAAGGAAAUGACUGGAGCAUGAUGACCAAGCUCCAGGAGGAUCACAAUCGCGACAUGGCUGCUGGAUUCAGAAGACAGGAACUUGGUAUCACUUGGAAGGAUCUCUCCGUGCAGGUAAUAAGCUCGGAGGCCGCCGUGAAUGAGACUGUUCUUUCCCAGUUCGAUAUUCCCACCAAAAUCAAGGAGAGCCGACGAAAGCUCCCUCUCCGAACAAUUCUCAACAAGAGUCAUGGCUGCGUGAAGCCCGGUGAAAUGUUGCUUGUGCUGGGCCGCCCCGGCUCUGGCUGCACGACAUUGUUGAAAAUGCUUUCUAACCGACGAGGAGGAUACAAAUCAGUGGAGGGCGAUGUUCGCUUUGGAUCCAUGACGCCCGAGGAGGCUAAAUUGUUCCGAGGCCAGAUUGUGAUGAACACUGAAGAAGAGAUCUUUUUCCCGACCCUCACAGUUGGUCAAACCAUGGACUUUGCCACGCGCCUGAAAGUACCCUUUCAUCUGCCAGAUGGUAUGACUGCCUCGGAAUACCAGCAAGCCACGAAAAAGUUCCUCCUCGAAUCCGUUGGAAUCUCUCACACUGAGGAUACUAAGGUCGGCAAUGAGUACGUUCGUGGAGUCAGCGGUGGUGAACGCAAGCGAGUUUCAAUCAUCGAAUGCAUGGCUAGCCGAGGAUCCGUCUACUGCUGGGAUCAAUCGACUCGUGGCCUCGACGCCUCUACUGCCCUUGAAUGGACGAAGGCUAUCCGCGCCAUGACUGACACACUCAAUCUGUCGACCGUGGUCAGUCUUUACCAGGCUGGUAACGGCAUUUACAAUCUGUUCGACAAGGUCCUCGUGCUUGAUGAAGGAGAGCAGAUCUUCUACGGUACUAGAGAGCAAGCCAGGCCAUUCAUGGAGGAAGCCGGAUUCAUUUGCCGCGAAGGUUCAAACGUCGCCGAUUACCUCACCGGUGUUACUGUACCCACCGAGCGCAGAAUUCGAGAUGGGUUCGAGAACCGCUUCCCGCGCAACGCCGAGGCCCUGAGAGCUGCAUAUGAACAAUCGACAAUAUAUUCCCAAAUGGUAACAGAUUAUUCUUACCCGGAUUCCGAGAUCGCCCGCGAGCGGACUGAGGAGUUCAAGCAAGGUGUACUAUAUGAAACUUCCAAAAAGCUACCCAAGAACAGCUCCUUCACAGUUGGCUUCAUUGAUCAGGUCAAGAUCUGUGUGCAGCGCCAGUACCAAAUUCUUUGGGGUGACAAAGCUACGUUUAUCAUCAAGCAGGUGGCAACACUUAUCCAGGCCCUAAUUGCCGGCUCCCUGUUUUAUGAUGCCCCCAAUAACUCUGGUGGACUUUUCAUCAAGUCCGGUGCCGUUUUCUUCUCCCUUCUCUACAACAGCUUGCUCGCCAUGAGUGAAGUGACCGAGUCUUUCUCUGGAAGACCUGUGUUGAUCAAGCACAAGGGCUUCGCUUAUUUCCACCCGGCCGCUUUCUGUCUUGCCCAGAUCGCGGCGGACAUUCCUGUAUUGCUUUUCCAAAUUUCUGUGUUUGGUCUGGUUCUCUACUUCAUGGUUGGACUCACAAUGACCGCCGGCGCAUUCUUCUCCUGGUGGAUUAUCGCGUUCACAACCACAAUGACUAUGACUGCACUUUUCCGAGCUGUGGGCGCUGCCUUCUCUACCUUCGAUGGCGCCUCCAAGGUGUCGGGGUUUCUCAUCAUGUGCACCGUUCUUUACACCGGAUAUCAGAUCCCAAAGCCUCAAAUGCACCCCUGGCUCGGGUGGAUCUUCUGGCUCGAUCCGCUUGCCUACGGGUUUGAGGCUAUGCUGAGCAUUGAAUUCCAUGAUAAGACUCACAUUCCAUGCGUCGGCACCAACCUCAUACCCAACGGCCCCGGAUAUGAGGAUGUCGCAGCGCACCAAGCGUGCGCUGGUGUGCCUGGUGCGAUUCCAGGCCAGAACUUCGUGGUCGGUGAAAACUAUCUAGCAUCGCUUUCGUACAGUUACUCGCAUGUUUGGCGCAACAUGGGUAUCAAUUGGGCCUGGUGGGUUUUGUUUGUUUUCAUCACGAUCGUCGCAACUACAAGGUGGAAGACAGCGUCUGAGGCGGGUAGCACUCUGGUCAUCCCUCGUGAAUACUUGCACAAGCAUGUCCAAAAUCAACAGAAGGACGAGGAAGGCCAGAGUUCAGAGAAGAAGGUUUCCCAAACCAAGGAUGAGAGCCCAAAGCUCGACAACCAGUUGGUCCGCAACACCUCGGUCUUCACAUGGAAAAACCUUUCAUACACAGUGAAAACACCCACUGGUGACCGCCUCCUCCUUGACAAUGUCCACGGAUGGGUGAAACCUGGUAUGCUCGGGGCUCUUAUGGGCUCGUCUGGCGCCGGCAAGACCACCCUGCUUGAUGUUCUCGCUCAGCGCAAAACCGAAGGAACUAUUCAUGGCUCUAUCAUGGUUGACGGACGUCCAUUGCCAGUCUCAUUCCAGCGUUCAGCCGGCUAUGUUGAACAGCUGGACAUCCAUGAACGCAUGGCCACGGUUCGGGAAUCAUUGGAAUUCUCUGCGCUUUUGCGCCAACCUGCUACCGUUCCUCGCGAAGAGAAACUUGCUUAUGUGGAUGUUAUCAUUGACUUGCUCGAGCUCCAUGAUCUGGCUGAUACCAUGAUUGGUAGUGUGGGAGCUGGAUUGAGUGUCGAACAACGCAAGCGUGUCACUAUCGGAGUUGAACUUGUUUCUAAGCCUAGCAUUUUGAUUUUCCUCGACGAGCCUACCAGUGGUCUUGAUGGCCAGAGCGCGUACAACACCGUCAGAUUCCUUCGCAGACUUGCAGAUGCUGGCCAGGCUGUCCUGGUCACUGUUCAUCAGCCAUCUGCCCAACUUUUCGCCGAGUUCGAUCAGCUUCUUCUUUUGGCCAAGGGAGGCAAGACUGUUUAUUUCGGUCCUAUUGGAGAAAAUUCGAAGAGCAUCAAGAACUACUUCUCACGUUACGGAGCGCCAUGCUCGCCUGAUACUAACCCUGCUGAGCACAUGAUCGACGUCGUUUCGGGCCAACUGAGUCAGGGUAAAGAUUGGAACAAGGUCUGGCUGGAAUCACCUGAACACGGUUCCAUGCUCAAGGAGCUUGAUGAGAUCAUUGAGACCGCCGCAUCAAAGCCGGCAGCUAUCACCGAUGAUGGUCGGGAGUUUGCUACCACCCUUUGGGAGCAGACUGUACUAGUUUCGAAACGUACCUCGACCGCCUUGUUCCGAAACUGCGACUACAUCGAUAACAAAUUUGCCCUUCACAUCUCAUCCGGCUUGUUUAUAGGCUUUAGUUUCUGGAAGAUUGGUGACGCUGUCACCGAUCUUCAGACUGUGUUGUUCUUCAUCUUUAACGCCAUCUUUGUCGCUCCCGGUGUGAUCAAUCAACUGCAGCCGACCUUCCUUGAGCGUCGUGAUCUGUUUGAGGCACGCGAGAAGAAGGCCAAAAUGUACUCCUGGAAAGCGUUCACUAUUGCCUUGAUUGUCUCGGAGUUCCCAUAUCUAGUUGUCUGUGCCGCCCUCUUCUUCAACUGCUGGUACUGGCUUGGUGGUAUGCCAGUUGAUUCUAGCAAGAGCGGUAGCAUGUUUUUCGUGUUCCUUCUCUAUGAGUUCCUUUACACCGGCAUUGGUCAAUUCAUCGCUGCAUACGCACCGAACGCUGCCAUGGCUUCUAUGAUGAACCCUCUCGUACUAGGAAUCAUGAUUUCUUUCUGCGGUGUCUUGGUCCCCUAUGCUCAAAUUCUCAGCUUCUGGCGAUACUGGAUCUACUGGCUCAACCCUUUCAACUACCUCAUGGGCAGCAUGUUGGUCUUUGGAGAGUUCGAUCGCGAAGUCCAUUGCAAGGAGCAAGAAUUCGCCAAGUUCGAUGCACCAAAUGGACUCACUUGCGGUGAAUACCUGAACGACUUCAUGCAGGCCAUGGGCGCCCGUAUGAACCUCGUCAACCCCGAGGCGACCGAAUCAUGCCGCGUGUGUCAAUACACCCGUGGAUCCGAUUACCUUGUCACUGUCAACCUGAUGGACUACUACUAUGGCUGGAGAGACACGGGCAUUGUGGCCCUUUUUGUGGUCAGCUCAUAUGCGCUGGUGUUUGGCCUCAUGAAAUUGAGAACCAAGGCUUCCAAGAAGGCCGACUGA
Messenger RNA from Penicillium vulpinum, 4245 nucleotides. RefSeq lists its product as uncharacterized. NCBI's taxonomy places the organism in Eukaryota, Fungi, Ascomycota, Eurotiomycetes, Eurotiales, Aspergillaceae. The coding region runs from base 1 to 4245 and encodes 1414 amino acids. Gene Ontology annotation, molecular function: ATP hydrolysis activity; ABC-type transporter activity; ATP binding. Gene Ontology annotation, biological process: transmembrane transport. Gene Ontology annotation, cellular component: membrane. The transcript is spliced from 4 exons. The record is from RefSeq and is a predicted model, not a curated record.